Hordeum vulgare subsp. vulgare (domesticated barley) is the source of this 1676-nucleotide messenger RNA. RefSeq names its product 2-oxoglutarate-dependent dioxygenase 11-like. The transcript has 4 exons. Lineage: Eukaryota; Viridiplantae; Streptophyta; Magnoliopsida; Poales; Poaceae. The record is from RefSeq and is a predicted model, not a curated record. The coding region runs from base 386 to 1450 and encodes 354 amino acids.
GCUGUUUUUUUAAAAAAAACAAUGACAUGCUCAUAUGCUCAUCGUUGACAGCACACUAGAUCAACCAUUUGUUGUAGACAUGGACAGCCCUCUAUCUUGCUUCUUAGACUAUUAUUUGGACACCAACGUCGGCUGCUAAAAUCUGUUUCCCGGGGCUUGACUUUCUGUUACCUAAUAAAAAAUUAGCUUACGUGUUUUAAGUUGCGCUCUUCGGAAAGAAAAAAAAACAGAAUUUCUUGAAUAUGCAAUUGGAGGAGAACGUUGACUUUGGUGGUGAAGAUGGCUUGUCUGAAUCGCCUUGGCCUGCCAAGAUACAUACAUGUCAGCUUUCAGAUGCUCUUAUUAGCCAUUGAUCACCAGCAAAGCUAGUUGGACCAAAGGAAGGAUGGCAGAGUCCUUGGACAAGAUGAAGGUGGAGUUCACGGGCCAUGAAGAGAGCGUGCAGGCCCUCGCAGAGGCCUUCCAUGACUCCGGCGAGGUCCCCGAGAGGUACAUCAGGCCGGAGAUCGACGCAGAACCUGUCACCGCCGAUGCCGGGGCCCAUGCUCUGCCGACGAUCGACAUGUUCAGGCUGCUCGACCCCGAGUUCUCGGCAGAGGAGUCCGCUAAGCUCGGAUCCGCCUGCGAGCACUGGGGGUUCUUCCAGCUCGUCAACCAUGGCGUGGACGUGGGGCUGCUGCGGCAGACGAAGGCCGACAUCGCCGACUUCUUCGGCCUUCCCCUGGAGGAGAAAUCGGCCGUGGCGAUACCGCCCAACGGCAUGCAGGGCUUCGGCCACCACUUCGUCUUCUCCAAGGAGCAGAAGCUGGACUGGGUGGACCUGCUGUUCCUCGCCACCAGGCCCGCCCAGGAGCGGAGCCUGGACUUCUGGCCUACCAAGCCCUCCACCUUCAGGGACACACUUGAUAAGUACACGACGGAGCUAGCAAGCGUAGCCGAACAACUGUUCAGGUUCAUGGCCAAGGACCUGGGAGUUGAUCAGGAGGCGCUCCUUGGCACCUUCAAGGGGCUGCGCCAGUGCGUGAGGAUCAACUACUACCCUCCCUGCCGUCAGGCCGGCAAGGUGCUGGGCCUCUCGCCGCACACCGACGGCGUCGGCAUGACGCUGCUCCUCCAUGCCAACGACGUGCAAGGACUGCAGAUCAGGAAGGACCGAGAAUGGUUCUCCGUGCAGGCCCUGCCCGGAGCUCUCGUCGUCAACAUUGGCGACGUCCUUGAGAUCCUCAGCAAUGGCAAGUACAGGAGCAUCGAGCACAGGGCGGUGGUUAACCCCGACAAGGAGAGGAUCACCAUUGCGGCGUUCCACAGCGUGCACCUUCCCUGCACCAUCGGCCCAUUUCAGGAGCUGGGCGACCCUCGCUACAGGGCGGUCGACGGCCUCGACUUCACCAAGGGAUACUUCGCGGCCAAGCUGGAAGGCAGGAGAUACCUGGAGAGUUUGAAGCUAUAGGCAUAUGAUGGUCACUGGUCAGAGUGAUGAGUGUUACGAUUAAUUCCCUUGGUUUGAUACUACUCCUGUUGCUUUCCUAUGCCUCAGAUGUGUUGCUUUCAGCAUGGAUGUUAUGUGCAAUCUUCUCAUAGAAUGAUUUUGUGAACUUUUUCUUUGAAGAACAGAAUGUUUUGUGGACAUUUUUGAAGAACAUAAUAUUUUGUGAACUUAGUCUAUCAGGUCUAAA